AUGACACCUGCCGCGCAGUACGACAUUUCCGUGCUCCCACUUAUUCCUUCCGAUGCGGACAUCCAGUCUUUGCAUGGGUACUUGCGUGGGCCUUCAUGCAGGAAUGGCAUUAGCGACAAUGUCACGUCUGUCUUUGGCGCGGAUAUUGCCAUGGGCCGCCUGCGCGAGGCUCACUUUGUGAUGCGGUCGAACCGGCCCGUCUCCCCGGCCUCUUUCGACCAGCAGUACAUUGAUGCUCGAUUGAUGUCGAACGAGACGUCGGCGCCGGGACUGCCACGCUCCUGGAGCACGCCCAUGCUUGCAAAGCGCUCCCAAACGGAGCUGGUUCGACCCAUGCGCAGUCGUGCACAGGCCAAAGGGAAGCGUCGCGGAGCGCCCGCAUCGCACGAGCUCGAGGCGGAGAGCGUGAUGCAAACCACACCAAAGCGUUCUGCGCGGCGGUCGCGGAGUUUGUCGAAUCUUUUUAGCAGGGCGAAGCAGCGCACGCCGACAAGCGACUCGAUGCCGCAAGGCGGUGCCAAAACCAGUACGCCUUUGUCUGCGAGCCGCUUCGGUGCAUUGGACUUGACGCGCUUUACUCCGCGAUCUGAGAGCUCUAUGAGCUUGCCGCGCACACGCACCACGAGCAAUUCUGUCGCGGAUCUCAGGAUGGCGAGUGGCAAUGCGUCUACAAGCACGCUUUCCGAAGCACUCCAGCACAAACCGUCCAAGUACACAGCCUCUCCUGCCGGCUCUACGAGCGUUAACUACUUUGCAAAUGAUCUCGUGCCGUCGCCCACCUCGUCGGUGAUGUACGAUGGCAGUGCUUCUUUAUUUUCCCUCUCAAGCGUCGCGUUGCGCUCUGGCUCGGUGGGCUCCACAGAGGCGAGUGCGAGUGCAUACAGAGUCAGUGUUGCCUCGCCCACGCGCCCAAAAAUAGCCAUUCCACUGCCCGAGGUGGAUGGCGGGCUCAAGCCGCUCCGCGGCGAGCGCAGCAACAGCAUCGUGUCGAGUCUUCCGCAGCGCUCCCCGUACUCUUCUACGCACGACACGUUACGUGGCUCGCUCGAGCAAAAGCAAAGCACACCGGUCGCUAUGGCCAUGUCGACGAUCUCUGCAGCUUCGUCACCCACGUCGCCGGCAUUGGAUGUGCCGCCGCAAAAAAGCAGCUCGAUUUCUCCUUCCGUAUCCGGCAUGUCUGUUGGAGGUGUAAGUAUGCCGUCGUCUGCAUCCAGUUUUUCCAAUUCCAACAAGCCGCUUCCUGUUGAAGCAACGUCGGACACGACACCUGCAGAGCGCACCGCUGCCAGCACCGCUGCCAGCACCGCAUUGUCGACGCCGUUUGUACAGAUUGACAAUGCGUUCCAGACCAUGAUACACGUUUCCGACACGCCGUCUCCAUCGCAUUAUGCACCUGCACCGUUGCGAGCCAUGUCGGGAGAAACGCAGUCUGCGGACGAAAUGGACGCUGCGCUGCUAUGCUCGCCAGCGUCGGCCACCGAUACAUUUUUGUCUGUAUUGCAGGACACAGACGACGAGUACGGGCGGAGCAGUGUAUUGUCGCAGGACAGGGACAGCCAGGUGAAUGUACAAGGCGUGGCCAUGUCCAGCCCCGCUUCGGGUGUGGGCUGGCUAAAAGAAACACAAAGCGUAAGGUCGGUGCUGGGGUCGGCGCUGGGAUCGCCGAACAUGGGAUCAACGGCGCAUGCGUCGCCAAGACUGGCGUCGCCGCUGAGCCCAGCGCAUGCAUCGCCACUACCCCCUUCGCCUGUGCCAUCCUUCUCCACCAAUUCGCCGCAACUUUCGAGGAUAUCGCCUCCGAUGCCGAGUCCCACCAUGCAUCGCACUGUGCCCCUCAGCAGUCCCACCGUAUUCAAAAGUCUCUCGCCUUUCUACGCAAAUGUCCCGAACACCCAACGCGCUCCGCGCAAGGCAGACCGAGCGCCGCGCAACGAAGCGAGCCUCAGCACCGCCCCCAGCUCAGCAAAGCUCCCUGCCUUGCCUGCGCACACGUAUACUACCACCACCGAGCCAUUGCACACUACGCUCUCUACACCUCCUGCAACAAUAAGCAGCACACGAGUGGCGCCCUCCCCUGAUGCACCUCCCCUGCAGCCGCCUGUACAUACAACCAAGGCACUUCCGUUCCUGCCUGACAGCGCCGCAUCAGCUAGUCCCCCUGCUGCGUUCCAGGACACACUGCAAGAGUUUGCGACGCAGCAAGAGAGCCUCAUGUCGAACAUCGAGACUUCGCGUGCCGAGAUCUGGGAACUAUGGCGCAAUAUACGAGAAUUUCGAGAAGCGCUCCAAAACGACGCCGGCAUGGUCCUCGAAGAAAAGACCCUUUCUUCUAAGUCCGAUCGCUACGAGCGCAUCCGGGAGAGCAUUGCGUCUGCUGACCACAUGGAUCGGCGCCUCACUGCGCUGCUCCACGCGCCAAACGAUCCGUCCCAUGGGACACCGGCGCCCAUGGCGCAUGCACGUGAUUCAGCGUCCUCAUUGGGUGAUCCGCUCGACUUCUCGUAUUACGAAUCCGCGUGA
Molecule: messenger RNA, 2520 nt
Organism: Malassezia vespertilionis
Lineage: Eukaryota; Fungi; Basidiomycota; Malasseziomycetes; Malasseziales; Malasseziaceae
Exons: 1
Coding region: 1-2520 (839 amino acids)
Source: RefSeq, a predicted model, not a curated record